CACUACUAUAUAACAAAUAAUUUGAGCUUAGAACUCGGAAAGUAGUGAUACAAAAUGGACGUUUACAUCAUGGUAAGGAGAAAGAAGGCUACAAUCCUUACAGAUGCAAAGGAAUCGUCGACAGUGGCUGAACUGAAGAAAAUUAUCGAAGGGCUUCUGAAAUGCGGAGUUGAUGACCAGCGACUGCUGUUCGAUGGUCUUAUUCUGGAAGAUGGUAAAACUCUUUCUGACUCCGGUAUUACAGCAAAAAAUGCUCAAGCAAUGAAUCCAGCACAGUUGACUUUAUCAAUCAGGAAUGAAUCGGACGGAGAAUUCGAGGAGGAGGCAGUUGAACCCUACUCCGUACCACCAGAAUUACCAGAAGCCCUCAAACAACAAGACCCGGCAUGUUGAACUGCCAAACUUUGAACAGAAUAUAGGCCAUCCUUUGUAAAUAGUAGUAAUCGGGCGGUUUACUGAGUUUUGAUAUCACUGGUUCCGUCACAUUUGCCAAUUUCGAGACAGAAGGUUUUAUUUUACGAUAUUUGCAGUUAAAACUGCCUAUAAUUUGAGGUGUUUAUCUUUCUUCUCCAUAUUUUUAGUGUUACUGGUAACUCUAAAAACCUUAGAGUGCUAUUGUGGCUAUUGUGGUGAUAAUUUUUCAAGAUCAACAAUAUUGAGUUAUAUAUUUGUUACCAUCCUUUCGAUAUUUAUAGCUGAAAUA
Molecule: messenger RNA, 703 nt
Organism: Bolinopsis microptera
Lineage: Eukaryota; Metazoa; Ctenophora; Tentaculata; Lobata; Bolinopsidae
Product: elongin-B-like
Exons: 5
Coding region: 55-393 (112 amino acids)
Biological process (GO): transcription elongation by RNA polymerase II
Cellular component (GO): VCB complex; elongin complex
Molecular function (GO): protein binding
Source: RefSeq, a predicted model, not a curated record